Linnemannia hyalina is the source of this 1482-nucleotide messenger RNA. NCBI's taxonomy places the organism in Eukaryota, Fungi, Mortierellomycota, Mortierellomycetes, Mortierellales, Mortierellaceae. The record is from the annotation of a GenBank genome assembly.
AUGCCUCGCUCAUACGCCGACGCCGUUGACAAGCUCAAUGGACUUCAGACAAACUUUGCAGUUCUCGAAGCAGUACGCAAGUCAGGAGGCAGCGCCAACAAGAAUUCACUUCAGGAGGUGAUUGAUUUUGUCGAGCGCAGUGGAUAUCAACCCAAGGACUUUAACGACUUGAACAUGAUCCAUGUCACUGGCACCAAGGGCAAGGGCUCGACUUGUGCCUUGACAGAGUCGAUCCUGCGCAACUAUGGCGACAAGACCAUCAAGACUGGAUUGUACACUUCGCCACAUCUGAUGGAAGUGAGAGAGAGAAUCAGGAUCAAUGGAGUACCUAUCAGCCAGGAUCUGUUUGCAAAGUACUUUUUCGAGGUUUGGGAUCGCCUUGACUCGUCCGGAGACAAGUCAAAGCCUGGCUACUUCCGAUUCUUGACAGUGUUGGCGUUCCAUGUGUUCAAGCAGGAGAAGGUCGAUGUUGCUAUUCUGGAGGUCGGUGUUGGCGGUGCUUAUGAUUCGACCAACAUUAUCAACCAGCCCGUCGUCUGCGGUGUUGCAGCACUUGGAAUCGAUCACGUCUCGGUUUUGGGAUCGACUCUGGGAGAGAUUGCAUGGAACAAAGGAGGUAUCUUUAAGAAUGGCGUGCCAGCUGUUUCAUCUGAGCAGCCUACAGAGGGACUCGAUGUUCUCCAGAGCAGAGCGAAGGAGAUCGGCGCAUCUUUUCAAGUCAUCCCUGCAUUCACAUCGCAAGCAUUGGGCACAACAACGAUUGGACUGGCAGGAAAACAUCAGGUGGCCAAUGCAGCUUUGGCGACAGCCUUGUGCAAGAUCUGGAUUGAGAAGGUUCUUGGUAAGAAGAUUCAGGGAUCGGCCGGCGAUGUGCCGCAGGAGUUUGUCCAGGGUCUUUCGAGUGCUCGUUGGCCAGGACGUGGACAGAUCAUGGUGAGGGACGACAAGCCCAAGAUCACUUGGUUCUUUGAUGGCGCCCACACGACCGAGAGUAUUCGUGUCUGUGCAGAGUGGUUCAAAGACGCCAGCCGCAAGGAUGCUCAUGGAUCGGUGAAGAAGUUGCUGGUAUUCAACUGCACGGGUCCAAGAGACGGUGAUGCAUUGUUGCAGCCAUUAGCAGCGAUCCACUCGACAGUGCACUUUGACCAGGCCAUUUUCACUCCUGCCAUCACAUUCGCGUCCAACACGUACAAGGGCGACCUGGUCAACAACAAUACUCCUCUGGACUUGGAGUUGAAGACACAAAAGACUUUGGCAGCCUGCUGGAUCAAACAGGUCGGCUUGGCACAGGGACAAGAGACCGCAACGGAAACAACGGUGUUGCCUUCGAUCGAGCAUUCUGUCAACUGGAUUGACGACUAUGUCAAGCAUCAGACGGCCGCUGCUGCUGCUGAGGGAGUCGAGCAUGUUCAGGUCUUGGUAACCGGUAGUUUGCAUCUUGUUGGAGGUGUUCAGAGUGUCCUUGGAUGCAAUGUUGCUUAA